Molecule: messenger RNA, 3953 nt
Organism: Rhopilema esculentum
Lineage: Eukaryota; Metazoa; Cnidaria; Scyphozoa; Rhizostomeae; Rhizostomatidae
Product: prolyl 4-hydroxylase subunit alpha-1
Biological process (GO): peptidyl-proline hydroxylation to 4-hydroxy-L-proline
Cellular component (GO): endoplasmic reticulum
Molecular function (GO): iron ion binding; L-ascorbic acid binding; protein binding
Source: RefSeq, a predicted model, not a curated record
GAUGAAUGGCUUCUCCACUCCAACUCCACUCACCAUGGCUUCAAAAAUUUGGAUAGAUUGUUUUUCAGUGAGGCUAGAAAAAGAACGGAUACAAGAAAAGAAAGAAGAAGAAAAAAGAUUGUUCUGUGAUAAGAAGUGUUGUUUGAAAGCAGCAUCUCCGAUUAGAGCAAGAUGAUGGUUAUGUAGGUAGGCUCGACCAAACUUGGCCUGCAAUGAAGAUCAACAUUCUGAAGAUCAACAUUCUGAAGAAUGAGGAGACUCUAAUGAAGAGUAAAAUGUCUCUAAAAAGUGAGUGAGCUGGACGCCUCCGUUGUUAUUCCACAGUGGAGAACUGUUUUUAGCCUGUUCUUUACCUGGAAUUUGUCAGAUUAGAAGCAUAGGCCAGUCUUGCAUCAGACCAAAGCUACCCGGUCGAAAAAAACAAUAUAUGAUAGGGAGGCUUUCGGUGGUUUGAUCUCGGCUGUUUUACAAACCGAUCUUUCUACCGAUCAUCUGUGGCAGCUUUCAGUGUGAAUGUAAACAAAACCGAUUGUUUGCCUAAACUGUAAUUUACACAUCCAUUGUAAUUCCAGUUGUUACUCUCCGGGAAACCCUGUUGUUUCAACGUGCGUUGAAUGGAGCAUGGGUAAAAGAAACACGACCGCAGUCCAAAUGUCACAAUUGAGGUCAAUAAAUUAACUGGGAAAGGAGGUGUCAAGAAAAGAAAAGCCUUGCUAACCAACGCAGACUUUUCUCUGUCCGUUGCUUUCAAAAAGGAAGCCUAGCGUCGUGAAUUUAAUACGGAAAUCAAGGCCUUUUAGAUGGCUUUGUCUAUUAGCCAUGGAUUGCUGACUCGAUAAUACUCCAGUGCGAUUGUUCACUGAUGUAAAAAGAGAUUAUAGAAGAAGUGUGAUUUAUCCACACGAUUCAGAAGCCAGCGAUUAUUGAGCAUGGCGGCUGCUACUACUACCAACAUAAUUUUCCUGGUGACUUUGUCGUUUUUAUUGCAACCAUGGACCUCUGGUGAAGUUUUCACUGCUAUAAGCCACUUGAAAACUUUGGUAGACGUUGAAAGAAAGCUGACCGAAUAUUUGGAUAAAUUUAUAGCAAACGAACAGGAAAGGUUGGACAGGAUUUUGAGUGUUUACAAUGCAUCGUCACAUUUGCUAGGGUUGAAUUUUACAAACAAAAUUGAAGUGGAGAAAUAUGUUGGGAAUCCAAUCGAAAGUUAUCGCAUGCUAAGGAGGCUUCUGGAGUUCGAAUCUAUAGAGCAGUUAAUUGAAAUCGACUUUUCAAAAGCGUUAGUUCAGAGCCUUCAACACCACAGAAACCUUUUCCCAAAUGAAGACGACUUCAAAGGUGCCCAAAUGGCGCUGAUGCGACUACAGCAGACCUACGAUCUCCCCCCUGCAACCAUUUCAGAUGGGAUCGCCCCAGAUGUCCCUUCAUCUACAAGAAUGAGUGCUGAUGAUACAUUUGCGAUUGGAAAAGAAGCAUACAUGAAGGAGGAUUACGUUGAGUGUGAGUUGUGGAUGAGGGAGACGCUGCGAUUGUUGGGAAUUGGAAGGACGCAGGGCAAGGCUCCGUCUCGCUUUGAAGUUCUCGAUUACUUAGCUUUUGCCGAGCAGGAGAUUGGCAAAAUCGAAUCAGCCGCGAAUCACAGUAAAGAAAUGUUAAUGAUUGACCCGAGCAAUCAAAGAAUAAAAGCAAACUUGGUUAUUUUUCAAGAAACUUUAAGAAACAAAAGAACAGAGGAGCGAAUAAAGAGUAGUUUUAAUAAAAAGACAGAUUCAGAAAGCAGACUGAAAGCAGCGACAAAACGCAAGUUUCCGAAAUUCUAUUAUACGAAUGACGAAGACCAUUAUCAACGGUAUUUGUUGGAAAAAGUGGUGGCCAAAAGAUUAUGCAGAGGGGAGACGAAGCCAAUCCCCAAACGACAUAAACGAAAACUUGUUUGUUGGUGCGAUUCAUGGCACCCUCGGCUGAAGUUAAAACCAGCAAAAGUGGAGAGGGUGUAUGUGAAUCCUGAUGUCUUGCUCUUUAGAGCUGUAUUAAGUGACAACGAAGUACAAAGGAUCAAAGAACUGGCUUUACCCAUGCUUAACCGUGCCACAGUACACAACCCUUCAACAGGCAGAAUUGAAUUCGCAAAUUAUAGAAUAAGCAAAAGUGCAUGGCUGGAAGACAGUCUCGACCCGCUCAUAAAGAAAAUCGAUACAAAGAUCGAAGCAAUGACAAAUCUGACCAUGGAAACAGCCGAAAGCCUACAGAUCGCAAAUUAUGGAAUUGGUGGCCAUUAUGACACACACUUCGAUUUCUCAAGGCUAACCCCUAUACGCUCUCCACCAUGGCGUCGAGAAAAAGAAGAGGUUACAUUGCGUGGAGGGAUGGAUCCAAAAGCUUCUCGACUUGUAGGAAUAAAUGGAAACAGAAUAGCAACAUUUCUUAUUUAUCUCUCUGAUGUUUCCAUGGGUGGUGGAACGGUUUUUACAAAUCUUCACAUUGAAAUAAGACCAAGCAAGGGAGACGCGGUGUUCUGGUAUAACCUUCAUGAAGAUGGGAUGGGAAAUUACAAUACAAGACAUGCAGCAUGUCCCGUACUUCUUGGAGAAAAAUGGGUUGCCAAUAAAUGGAUUCACGAAAGAGGCCAAGAAUUUACAAGGCGCUGUCCACUGGAUCGUUACGCAAGUGAAAAAGAAUGAGCGUAUCCUGCCUCCGAUUGAGUCGCAAAUCAACCUAUUUAUAUUUUUGCCUAAGAUUUUGGCUUAAUGGCGCUUUUCUGAAAUAAUGCCUUUAAGUGAGAAAUUUUGUUUUUACUUUUAACACUCAUUUUUAUUGAGAAGUUUCUUUUUUGCUACCUGAUUCAGCCUUGUUUCUUUCUUGAAUAUCACUCGAAUUCACCCUAUGUUUAUUAUUUUUCAACUCAAGUCCUGAUCUUCUUCUCUUCAGCCAUUUCGAGACGUCAGCAACACAACCCUCCAGAGCUCCUACCCUUACCAAAUUUUAUACCUAUACAAACCUUAAGACAAUCCACCAAACGUGUUGCGAAAUCGUAUGAGACUCAUAUCGCUUGACCUUUUAUACUCCCCUGAAUCAGCAUACAAAUUAAAAUUAGAUCAACGAUAAUGAAAAUGAGUCUGAUAUCAUUGUACGUCCCGUAAGAUUGUGACAGUACAUUAUAAUUUGAUUUGCCUUUUGUCAAUUUAGAUUGUUUAGAUAAGACCAACUUAGUUAUAAACGAUGCUAAAUUCGUAAGAGGGUUUCUGUGUUUCCUAGAAAUUGCAGUUUGGUGUUUAAUAGAUAAUUUUUGUAGUAGAGUCCAAAGUAUAAAGAGAAUUGAAUGAUCAAUAAGAAGCUGCUCUUCAGUAAAAAUAAAAAUCGUUUUCUGAGGAGGAAUGAAGAUUCGAUGCUUCCUUCUUUUUAAUUUGAUGCAACAACGCCUUAAAUUGGAGCAAAUCGCUAUUUUGUGCAGCCAUUUCCUUCUCUAAAGGCCACCAGCAUAUUACACAAGAUAGUAUGCUUCCUUUCAAUUUUUUUAAGCUCGUAAGUAUUUAUUUCUCGCUUGUUUGCAGUUAGAUAUUGCUAUGUAAAUGUAUGCAGAUAAUGCUAAAAGGAACCUUCGAUUUAAACGAUCUUCCAACGCGAUUUAAGGUCUCUCAAUAGCAGAUAGGCCAAUUAGUUUUAAAGACAUCUACUUUUUUAUCUUUCUUUAGAGCAAUAGACCUAAAUAUCGACAGCCCGUUUAUUAGGCCUUGUUUGUUUACUGACAAACAUUCUACUGAUGUUCACUUGACAAUUGCGGUUUUGUUUUUAUGGGGUAAAGAUUGUAAUGGGUGGGGAUAUAGAUUUGAAUAGUUGUUUCAUUCCGCGUUGUAGAUUUUAUAAAUAGCUUUUAAGAUCAUAAACAUACUUUUACACGUCGAAGUUGAGUACGGUUUAAUUUGAAAAGAAGAUUUUAUAGAUAGAUCAAAGAU